CUCUCACUUGGUGUUUGUUGAUGAUUUAAUGCUCUUCUCUCGAGGUGAUUCCACAUAUGUAAGGUACUUAAUGGAAUGUUUAAAUAGGUUUUCCUGCUGCUCGGGACUUGCAGUCAAUUUUCAGAAAUUUGAUAUACACCGGUCUGGUAUAAAGGCUCAAGAGAUGGAAAGCAUCAUGACUCUAACAGGAAUGAAUCUGGGGGAGUUCCCCUUCAGGUAUCUGGGCAUUCCCUUAUUAUCUUCAAGACUAAAUGCAGGUCACUAUGGCCCCUUGAUCAAUCGAAUUUCUGGCCCGUUUAAGGUGUGGCCUGGACGCACACUGUCUUAUGCUGGAAAAUUAGAAAUCAUUAAUUCAAUUAUUCAAGGGGUGGAAUGUUUUUGGCUUGCUAUUUUCCCCAUCCCCUUGAAUGUCUUGAAUCAGAUCAUCAAACUGUGUAGAGUGUUCCUGUGGGGGGGGGGGGGGGGAGAAGGAAGAAGCCAUUAGUGGCUUGGAGAGAAAUCUGCCUUCCAAAAUCUGAGGGAGGUCUUGGAGUCUUCGAUCUAAACACAUGGAAUAUGGCCUUGUUAACCAAGACAUUGUGGAAUAUUCAUUCCAAAAAAGAUGCAUUAUGGUCACGGUGGAUCCAUCAUGUCUACUUAACUGAAUCAGGCAUUUGGGAAGCUGCAGCAAGUCAGAACGACUCUCCACUCUUUAAAAAAUUGAUUGUCAUUAGGGAUCAGAUUGUAGACAAAUGUGGUGGAGUAGAUGCAGCUAUUGAAAUGUUAAAGGGAUGGGAGAACAACUGGCACCAGUGCUAUGAAUUCUGGAGGAAUAAAAACCAUAGAAUGUCGUGGGCAAAGGAGGUAUGGUACAGUGGGAACCUUCCAAAACAUGCGUUCUGCUUAUGGCUUGGCUUGAAAGGGAAACUCCCAACAUGUGAUAAAAUAGUUGCUAAGGGAAUAGAGCAGGUCUGUGUAUUUUGUAAGGCUAGCACUGAAACAUUGGAGCACUUGUUUUUUAAAUGCAAAUAUUCUGCAGAAGUAUGGAAUAAUGUCAGAAGGUGGUUGGGGCUAAAAAGAUCUAUGAUUACCAUCAAAGCUGCAACUAAAUGGUUGCACAAAGAAGUUCAAGGGAAAUGGUAUACACUCUAUAGCAAAGAAAAUUGGGUUGGCAGCGACAGUUUAUUUCCUGUGGCAGUUUAGGAACAGGAGUAGAUUUGAAAAUCAUGUCAUAACCCUAUGGAGAUUGUUAGUGUGAUUCAAAGACAUACUUACAGGGCAAUAUAUGAUAAAUUUGAAUUGUAUGAUUUUGAUUAUCUGGUGUAGACUUGAUAUAUGGAAUUUUGUAUUGUACUUGAAGCUCCAGAACUGGCCAUCUUGGCCCCUGGGAAUGCCCAGGUAUUAUUGUAAAUAGCAGGAUGCCUCUUAAUUGUUUU
Molecule: messenger RNA, 1415 nt
Organism: Malania oleifera
Lineage: Eukaryota; Viridiplantae; Streptophyta; Magnoliopsida; Santalales; Ximeniaceae
Exons: 1
Coding region: 556-1182 (208 amino acids)
Source: RefSeq, a predicted model, not a curated record